Boeremia exigua is the source of this 1577-nucleotide messenger RNA. RefSeq lists its product as uncharacterized. The record is from RefSeq and is a predicted model, not a curated record. NCBI's taxonomy places the organism in Eukaryota, Fungi, Ascomycota, Dothideomycetes, Pleosporales, Didymellaceae. The coding region runs from base 187 to 1422 and encodes 411 amino acids. The transcript has a single exon.
CAUUCGACACGGACGUCCUCGCUGUCCACCCCCGCAGUGUAAACAGAACCAGUUCCAGAUUACAGUUCAGCUCUCCACCAUUUUCAGCGGCUGAAGACUUAUUUUACAAUCGAUAUUACCCUCUUGGUGCCCGCUAUAACUUUUGGAUCACCUCACAAAUCUCGGAUAUUCGCAGGACAUUACAGGAUGGACAGCAAGGAUGACCCACGGGUGCCUGCAUGCCCCCAGGCGGUCAACGCGCACUGCAACUUUCUUACACUCCCAGUCGAGCUGCGUUGCUAUAUAUACGAUCAUCUACUUGCGGAGCCGCAUGCGAUCACCAUCUCUGCUGGCUACACCACCGUUUUCGGCCACCGCAUACGCGACAAGGCGCGUAAAGUCAACGUGCCAGGCCUCCCGUUCGACCUUGCACCACUUGUGCGCAGCAAUCACGACACCACGCUGCUCUCCGUCGCUGUACCGCCGGAGGUUGCUCUCGAAAAGGAAGACGCGUACAAUGGCGGUAAGCCGCGGCUGCAGCUGCCAGGCGCGCUCGCUUUGCUAAGGACGUGCCGUAUGGUCAACGAUGAGCUAGCGGACCACAUGCGCCGUAGGAAGGCGCGGAAAGCCAGAAAUGCGCACGCCAAAGACAAAUCUACUGCUGCGGACGAUACUGAAGGACUGAGUCUCUACGUGUCUUAUCCGCACGGCGUUCUGGUGCUGAACCAUCUGUAUCCGUCCCUCCUCAAACAAGCGCGCCGCGUCUACAUCUCUGGAUACUACGCGAGUGCCAAAGAACCCGAGCUGCCGCUCAAUGCAUCUAUCGACUCGAGUGCAGACCUGAGCCUAACACCGCAAUCCUCAUUCACACCGACGCCAGUACAUUCAAUGGACAACGUAACGGAAGCCCCGACAGCGAACCAUGCACCGCGUCUGCGGUCAAGCCGAACUCGCCUUCGUCUCGACCCACCUCUGCAGCAACAGGUACCGCUUACCAAAUCAGCGAAUACGUUCCCAGCCUUCGACAAGUCAACAUCUUCCGCUGCCCUUUCAGCACUUGCAGACACACUCCGCAUCCUCUUUCCCUCUGCAUCUGCACCUACUGCAUUUACUCCAUCUCCUCUUAUCUCACUACAAGCGCGCAUGCUAUACCCCGGUGCCGAAUCCUACUCUAGCGUCUGGAGCGACGAAUCGAGCCCUGUCAGCCACUUGUUACGUGGUAUAUGUGGUGGCAAGAUUGAUAUGCAAGUCAAGCGCGGGAGCUUAGGGUGUGGGGUGUCUGUGAGUGUGGUGCCUCAGCCGGAGAAGCGAAUCGUGAGCACGAGCUGGGAAAACUGGCGGGUCAUCGAGCAGGCGCCUGUUGGGUUGAACGGGCGUAUGAUGGCUGGAAGGGGGCGAGAAGUUCGAUUGAGUGAUCUGGACCAGUUUAUGAUUGAGGUCUAGGAGGCUGAGGAAAGGUGGCCGCAAUGGUAGGUGUGUUGUUGCGACACGAGAAGAACUAUGAAGCUUGGGUACGAUAUUGGGUACGAUGUUGCAUUAUGAUGACUACGACGAAAGGCUUGAGAGACGGCUGCUGGCAGUCAGGGCAUCAUUAUGAG